Molecule: messenger RNA, 1569 nt
Organism: Nannizzia gypsea CBS 118893
Lineage: Eukaryota; Fungi; Ascomycota; Eurotiomycetes; Onygenales; Arthrodermataceae
Exons: 1
Coding region: 1-1569 (522 amino acids)
Source: RefSeq, a predicted model, not a curated record
AUGGAGGUUUGGCGAAAGUUAACGCCUUUGGCGCAGGCUUAUCGUAGAUCUCGUAGGUCUACCUCCAAACGCAUUCCCUUUCAAUCCCGUGGGUUUGCAUUGUCAUUUAUCCAUCGGCAGGUCGACCAAAAAAUCUCACGAGAAUGGACUCAGACGGGUCCAACCACCUAUGAGCGAGCAAUUGAUCAUUUGGAAACCUAUUACCUCUUUAUGGCAGAUCGUGGUUCUGGACAGCCUAGGCAGAACUGGUAUACAACAGCGGCAAUAAAGAUUAAGACGGAGCGUGAAGACUUCUCAAAAGAUAUAAAAAAUGUUUGGACGGCUUUACGCUACGAACACCCCAAUUAUUCAGCUUUCGUUCAAAACGACCGUUGGAUCUAUAAUGUUGCCGAUGAGCAAGAACUCGGCUCAUGGCUGCAGGAAACAUUCCAUAUUCAUGAUGUUGAAGAAAGUGCCCGUCAACUUUAUCCUUUUAAGACAAACCCCAGCCAGCGAGCCGUUCUACAUGUCCUCCCUCGGACACAGGAGAUUGUUCUUCAAGCGCCACACACACACGUCGAUGGCAUAGGCAUGGUGACAUUCUUUAACCAGAUGAUGCAACUCCUUGUCGCACCUCCUGCCCGACCCAAUUUCGGAAAGGAGGGUUCUCAUCUCGUACCCCCUAUCAGCAAAACUGCUGAGAUCCCUGAAUACACCAUCUCACAAAAGGUAGCAUGGGACGCCGCCCUUGUCAAAUUUCGCUCACAGUUCCCAACCGUUAGUUUACGUCCGGAUAAUGCAGGUGCACUACCGGCAAAAUAUACCAAACUCCAAUGGCUUACCUUCACCGCUGAGGAGACCGCACGCAUCGCAGCGAAAUCAAAGGAACUGGGCUUCUCCGUUACCGCAGCUGCACAAGCUGCUCUGUCGCAUGCAACACGUGUCCACAGCCAGGUCCGUAAUAAGACACACUCUACGCUAGCAAUCUUCGAUGCGCGCGAACAUAUCAACCCCAACCUGCAUCCUCCUCAUAAGCUUGUUGGCCCUCACGUCUUCGCCAUGCCGGUGGUGAUUCCCGUUACCUCCUUUGUCGAAACGGCAAGACAGACUAAGAAGGUAUUCAUCGAUUGCAAAAAGGAUGACUUGGUGCGAGCCGUAAGCCCUCUCUUUUCCUCGGAUCUAAUCGCAACGCUCUCAGCUCCACGACCACCUCAAAUGCGAAUCUCCGGUCAGCUACAGCUAACCAGCUUGGGCAUUCUUGACAAACAUCUAAACACCGUCUAUCGAUCCUCCGAGCAGAAAUCAGGGGGACGAACACAGCUAGAAGUUCAAGACCUAUGGCUAGCCCCUGAUAUGCUAACUCCUGACAUCACGGCCGAUGUAUGGACCUUCAGAGGUCAACUCCAUAUUCAGUUAGCUUACAAUGGGGCCUUCUAUCAUGAUGAGAGCGUGGCCUUUUUGUUACGAUUGAUUCAGAAGCAGUUUGCCCAAGGUUUAUCUUUGGAUCUUGAAACCGAUAUCAAGGUACCGGGGGAUGAGUCUUUUUUGAAGACCCAGAAAGAGGUGGCUAGCCUAGCAGGUCACGCCUGA